AUGAGGUACUCAUCUGUCCUCGCGGCUUUGUCCGCUGUUGGUAGUGCUCUCGCACAACAGACAUAUACCAACCCUGUUCUUUGGUAUGAUCUUGCAGACAUUGAUGUUUUCCGCAAGGGCAACCAAUAUUACUAUUCAGCUUCAACCAUGUCGUUCUCACCUGGAGCUCCCAUUCUCAGAUCUGGUGAUCUUGUGAAUUGGGAGUUUAUCGGACACUCUGUCCCGAGACUUGACUUCAAGGACACUGCCUAUGAUUUGGCCGAUGGCAAGCAAGCCUAUGUCCGUGGUAUUUGGGCUUCCUCCAUGCAGUACCGCGAGUAUGAUAACACUUUCUACUGGAUUGGCUGUGUCGACUUCAAGACUACCUAUAUCUACAAGGCCAGUGAUCCUGCUGGUACUUGGAGCAAGGUUGGCGAGAUCGGUACUUGCUACUAUGACUGCGGCAUGCUGUUUGACGGUCAGAACAUCUAUGUUGCUUACGGCAACACCAAGAUUAGUGUAGCUCAACUCAACAACGACUUUACUCAAAAGUCCACCACCCAGGUCUACUCUUCCAGCAUCACGAUCGAAGGCUCCCACAUGAAGAAAAUCAACAACCGCUACUACAUCUUCGUCACCCAACCCGCCUCCAACGAAUACGUCCUAAAAUCUAACUCCGGCCCCCUCGGCCCUUACGAGUUCAAGAUCUUCACAAAGGCUCCGGCCAGUGGAAUCCAAGGCUCUGGAAACCCGCAUCAAGGCUCCGUCGUCGAUACACCUGAUGGAGAUUGGUACUAUUUGUCAUUCAUCGAUGCGUAUCCGGGAGGCCGCAGCCCUGCCCUUGCGCCCUUCGUCUUCGACUCUCAAGGCUGGCCAUCCCUGAAAGCAACAAAUGGUUUCGCAAUAGCAAACCCCUACCCCGUAACCCCCGUACCUGUAAAAUCCACCACGGGCACCGAUACUUUUUCUUCUGGCAAACUAGGCCCGCAAUGGGAAUGGAACCACAACCCGGACACGUCAAAAUUCUCCUUCGCCGCUGGAGGUGGAUUGGUGUUGAAAACAGCUUCCGUGACCAAAGAUCUCUAUCAUGCCAAAAACACACUCACGCACCGUAUCUUGGGCCCAGACAGUACAGCGACCAUCCAACUAGAUAUCUCACAAAUGACAUCCACCGACCAAGCAGGCCUAUCCCUCUUCCGCGACAAUUCCGCCUACAUCGGCAUACGCAAUGGCGUUGUAAUCCUCCAACGCGACCUAACCCUCGGCGCAAACUGGAACACCCUCUCUACCGGCCGUCUCGAAACCUCCGCCUCCUUGCCCGCGAAAACGACAAAUGUGUGGUUACGUCUACACGCUGAUAUCAAGCCCGCUGGAACCCAUCAGGGUGUUUUCAGCUACAGCACUGAUGGGAAAAGUUUUAAGCAGUUGGGUACGCCGUAUACGAUGAAUACGACUUAUUACUUUUUUAUCGGGUAUAGGUUUGGUAUUUUCAAUUUCGCUGAGCAAGGGUUGGGUGGGAGUGUGGUGGUUAAGUCUUUUGAUUUGGCUUUGGGUGCGAAGUGA
Aureobasidium pullulans EXF-150 is the source of this 1542-nucleotide messenger RNA. Its product is annotated as Arabinanase/levansucrase/invertase. Bases 1 to 1542 code for a protein of 513 amino acids. Lineage: Eukaryota; Fungi; Ascomycota; Dothideomycetes; Dothideales; Saccotheciaceae. The transcript is spliced from 2 exons. Gene Ontology annotation, biological process: carbohydrate metabolic process. Gene Ontology annotation, molecular function: hydrolase activity, hydrolyzing O-glycosyl compounds. The record is from RefSeq and is a predicted model, not a curated record.